GAGAGGGUUGGUACCAUCAGUGCUGCUUUUCUCUUCAUUGAUGAAGUUCAGUGAACAGAGUCGAUGGAGUCAAAUGUCUAAAAUUACACAUUGGAAUUAUCCAUUACUUGGGAAAACUAUGCCUUUUUUACACGAUUGACAAUCCAGGGACACGUGUACAUCCUAGACCUUUCAUUCAUUAUACAGCAUCUUCACGUCAAUCUUCCUGUCUGCUGCCUUUUGUGGUGAGGAUGGAUACCCCACUGACUUUAUCCCGGUACCGGCUGCUGGGUUUGCUUUGCACUGUCGUCAGCCUCUCGGGGCUCCGGAGCCCAGUAGCUGCAGCGGGGAGGAGCUGCGCCGAUACCCGGCAGGUGUACGCGGAGAAGGGGUACAGCACCGGCACUGCACCGGUGACUCAAAUCUCCGGUGAGCACUUGAGGCUCUGUCCUCAGGACUACACCUGCUGCUCCAGUCAGAUGGAGGAGACGCUGGCACUUCAAAGCGAGAGGGACUUCUUAAAAUCCUUGGAGGAUCAUAGCCAGUUCCUGCUGACCACCUUCACCCAGAGACAGCGACGGUUUAAUGAGUUCUUCAGGGAGCUCAUAGACCUGGCCGAGAAGUCCAUGAACCAGAUGUUCACCAAGACCUACGGACGCCUCUUCACGCAGAACGCGCACGUCUUCCAGGAGCUGUUUGCAGAGCUUCGCAGAUAUUAUUCAGGGGGCAGCGUAAGUCUGACCGAGGUUCUGUCAGACUUCUGGUCCAGGCUGGUGGAGCGGGUCUUCACCCUCGUCAACCCUCAGUAUCAGUUCAGCGAUGACUACCUGGAGUGUGUCAGCAAACAUGCCGAACAGCUGCAGCCCUUCGGAGACGUGCCUCGCAAACUACGCGUGCAGGUAUCCAGGGCUUUUAUUGCAGCAAGGGCACUAUCUCAAGGCUUGGCCACUGGGCGAGAUAUUGUCAACAAAGCCACAAAGCUGACUCCAGACUCUGAAUGUGUGCGUGGCCUAAUGCGUCAGUGGUACUGCCCGCUGUGUCGAGGAAUGCCCUCCCUGCGUCCAUGCCGUGCCUUCUGCCUCAACGUGAUGAAAGGCUGCUUGGCCAAUCAGGCUGACCUGGACACCGAGUGGGAUUAUUUCAUUGACGCCCUCUACCAGGUUGCAGAGAAGUUGGAGGGGCCGUUCAACAUGGAGUUGGCAGCAGAUUCCAUCUCCGUCAAAGUGUCCGAAGCCAUCAUGCACAUGCAAGAAAACAGCGUCAGCAUCUCCACAAAGGUCUUCCAAGGUUGUGGAAACCCCAGACCGCUUCCGGGACGAUCCAAACGCUCACCAAAGGAGUCGGGUGGCAACAGGAGGCCUUUCCGCACCUACACCCCGGAGGAAAAACCCACUACUGCUGCAGGCACCAACUUGGACCGACUGGUUACUGAACUGAAGGAGCGCUUGCGGCCCAUGGGAAGCUUCUGGGUGUCCCUCCCACACACCAUCUGCAACGAUGAAAAGAUGGCAGCCGACGUCACAAACGAGGACCGCUGCUGGAACGGGCAGACCCGGGGGAGGUAUCUUCCGGAGGUGACGGGUGACGGCCUGGCCAGCCAGAUCAACAACCCCGAGGUGGAAGUGGACAUUGGACGGCCCGAUGUGAGGACCAGACAGCUGAUCAUGGAGCUGAGGGUGGCCACCAACAAACUGAGACAUGCACAGAGUGGACAGGACAUGGACUUUAUGGACAGUGAGGAGGGCAGCGGUUCAGGGGGAGGAGACAGCAGUGAAAGAUACAAUGACGACUGGCCGGGUUACGGUCCUUACUCUCCUCCUUACAACAAGCCCCCUCGUAACUCCGCCCCUUCCGCCCCUGCCUCCAACCCAGCCAAGCCUCCUCGGGUUCGUGAGAGAAACAACAAGUGGAACCGCAACAACGGCCGGGUCAUUCAUUCUACAGCAAGUCCCCUCACCUCCUCCUUGCUUCCUUUGUUAUUGCUUCCUUUCAUGAUGUUGGCGGCCAUCUUGCUGAGAUAGCUGCUUUACAUCAAGCACAUUAGGGCAGAAUAAUAUUCCAUUUGGUUACACCAGCACAAAAAACAUACCAGCCCAAAAUAUGUGACUAUUUUUAAUCCCUAUACUACACAAAGCACUAAAUAUCGCUAUAUCACCAUUCUAAAAAUUCUAAAUCAUAUUAGCGAAAUGUCCAGUCUUGAAAACCAAUAUGCCAGAGCAUAACCUAGCUGUCUUGUCUGACUGGUGGCCAGCCAAUCACAGGGCACAUAUAGACAAACAACCAUUCCCACUCACAUUCAUACCUAUGGACAAUUUGGAGUGGCCAAUUAACCUAGCAUGUUUUUGGAAUGUGGGAGGAAACCGGAGUACCCGGAGAAAACCCACGCAUGCACGGGGAGAACAUGCAAAUUAGGAUUGAACUUGGGUCUCCUAGCUGUGAGGUCUGCGUGCUAACCACUCAUCCGCCGUGCAGCCCUCGAUAAUUGGUUUUCCAAUUAAUUUUCGCGAUAAAGGAUUCAUGUUAAAAAAAAUUAUAUUUUCAUAGUUAAAGCCUUGAAAACCCAUUUAUGAUUUUUAAAAUAUGGUAUACGGUUUUAACAUUAUUAGAGCGCUGUGGACAUAAAAUAACACCCCUAUAGUCACCUUCAUGCUCCUAUUAUUUAUUGUUUACCACACAAUGCCCAACCAUUCACACUCCCAUUCAUACCUAUGGACAAUUUGGAGUGGCCAAUUAACCUAGCAUGUUUUUGGAAUGUGGGAGGAAACCGGAGUACCUGGAGAAAACCGGGUAGAACAUGCAAACUCCACACAGAGAUGGCCGAGGGUGGAAUUGAACUUGGGUCUUUGAGCUGUGUGGCCUGCGCGCGAACCACUCAACCACCGUGCAUCAACCUUCCAAAUAUCAUAUAUCAGCAAUGAGACGUUGUUGCCUGUCUGUAUGGCACGUUCUUCUCCAGCAGAUAUUUGCAGCUGUGUGUCGGACCGACAGCCACUCACUGUUCUUCCCAUCCCGCGAGGUGCAUUCAUGGACAUCGGGCCAUUACAUUAUUAUUUCUUGGCCCACCAGUUGAGAAUCCUCGGCUUAGAAUGUACAAAAACAAUGACAUCUCAUGUAAAAAUAUUGGCGCCUUUUAACAUAUUUAUUAUUAUUGCUUAUUUAACUCAAUUUAUUUCCAUUUAAGAUAUUCUUUAAAUGUUUUUAUCUUCUGAAAGAAGUGUUUCUGAUUAAAAAAAAAAAGCCAAUACCCUCUAAAAACACAUAAUUGGGUUAUUUUGUAUUAAAAUGUUGACAGUAUGAAAGUAUUUAUAUAUUUGUGUGCUGCAUGUGCUAUUUUAGCGAGCAGAUGUCUGAAUGCUUUUUUUUUUAAACUGUGCGCUUUUCUACUUGCUAUUCCUAAAAGCAAUGAAUGUCUGACAAUGACUCCUUUGUGUUAUAUGAUGCUGAAUGUGUUUUGAUGAAGAAAAAGAGGAAAUGGUGGUAUUUUUGUGGGGGAAAAUAACGUAGACAUGAUAAUCCCAGUUUCACGUUUGUAAUAGAAACACACUUUGAAAUAAUGCUGAUUAUCGCUGUACAAAAAGCACAGUUUUGUUUGUAAAUAACAAUUGAAAGCACAAAAAAAAAAUAUGCGAGGGUGGUUUUAAAAAAGCAACAGUGUUGUCGUUUUGUGUCUUUCCAAUGAUCGGCAUUCAAAUGAGCUGCAGUAUUUCCACAAAAUGUCAGGUGAUUGGUGAAAAGAGCACAAUUCAUGUUGUUAACAAACAAGUGAUAUUUUCUGCCUCAUUAAAACAAAUGAACAAUGCAA
Doryrhamphus excisus (bluestripe pipefish) is the source of this 3781-nucleotide messenger RNA. It is a transcript of the gene gpc2, whose product is annotated as glypican 2. The record is from RefSeq and is a predicted model, not a curated record. NCBI's taxonomy places the organism in Eukaryota, Metazoa, Chordata, Actinopteri, Syngnathiformes, Syngnathidae. Gene Ontology annotation, biological process: cell migration; regulation of signal transduction; regulation of protein localization to membrane. Gene Ontology annotation, cellular component: extracellular region; cell surface; synapse.